Messenger RNA from Zalophus californianus (California sea lion), 515 nucleotides. RefSeq names its product S100 calcium binding protein A5 (gene S100A5). The record is from RefSeq and is a predicted model, not a curated record. NCBI's taxonomy places the organism in Eukaryota, Metazoa, Chordata, Mammalia, Carnivora, Otariidae. Bases 134 to 382 code for a protein of 82 amino acids. Gene Ontology annotation, molecular function: transition metal ion binding; calcium ion binding. Gene Ontology annotation, cellular component: nucleus; cytoplasm. The transcript is spliced from 3 exons.
GUUUGGGCGCCCUGCAGCAGGGAGCUGAAUCGGGAGGGCCCUGCCCUGUGGGCCCCUUCCAGUGACCUGGUUUUCAACCCAGGGAUGGAGCCACACACUGAGGGAGACACCUCUUGAGAAGGCCCUGACCACUAUGGUCACCACUUUCCAUAAAUAUUCGGGGAGAGAAGGCAGCAAACUGACCCUCAGCAGGGAGGAACUAAAGGAACUGAUCAAGAAGGAGCUGUGUCUUGGAGAGAAGAUGAAGGAGAGCAGCAUUGAUGACCUGAUGAAGAGCCUGGACAAGAACAGUGACCAGGAGAUCGACUUCAAGGAGUACUCGGUGUUCCCGACCACGCUGUGCAUGGCCUACAACGACUUCUUCCUGGAGGACAGUGAAUGACCAGGGCUCAGCCCCUUGCCCCUGGUCUCUGCAACCCCUCUCACAGCUCCUCUCUGGUCCCUUGCCCUCCUCUCCCUUCUGGAUGGACCCUGCUUCAGCCUUCCCUUCCAGCAGGGGAAAUAAAGAUUUUCCA